This is a messenger RNA of Thalassophryne amazonica, 4372 nucleotides long. RefSeq names its product eph receptor A8 (gene epha8). Gene Ontology annotation, molecular function: ATP binding; protein binding; transmembrane-ephrin receptor activity. Gene Ontology annotation, biological process: axon guidance; cell surface receptor protein tyrosine kinase signaling pathway; protein phosphorylation. The record is from RefSeq and is a predicted model, not a curated record. Gene Ontology annotation, cellular component: neuron projection; plasma membrane. Bases 324 to 3425 code for a protein of 1033 amino acids. The transcript is spliced from 20 exons. NCBI's taxonomy places the organism in Eukaryota, Metazoa, Chordata, Actinopteri, Batrachoidiformes, Batrachoididae.
ACUGGCUCAUCCUGGAAUCUAAUUGGCUGCAAGAACUUUGACAGACAUGAGUGUCCCUCCCCUCGCCUCCUGCUGGCAGCUGGAAGUGCAUGUAUGUAUGUGCGUUAGUGUGAGAGAGAGAGUCGGCAGAUUGAGCACAGAAUCAGGCUCCAACUCCAACCCAAUGAGCAGCCCGCACAUCCCCAUGCACACACUCGCGCUCUCUCCUCAGUACCGCCGCUUGCUUACGCUUCAACCCUGGGACACAGAAGAAUAAGAGGAGAGGCAGCGAGUGGCAGAGUGGGAUUGUGGGAGAGAGAGAGGCAGAGGGAGACCGGCGGGGUAUGAGGGAGAACACCAUGGCUUCAGAGCCGGGGCUCACUGCGAUGCUGCUGUGGACUAUAUCACUACACGCUGUCAGCACGGCGGGAGCCAACAGUAACGAAGUGAAUCUGCUGGAUACGACAACCAUCACGGGAGACUGGGGCUGGCUAACAUACCCAUCACAUGGGUGGGAUGCCAUUAAUGAGAUGGAUGAAUACUUCACUCCCAUCCACACCUACCAGGUCUGUAAUGUGAUGAGCCCCAGCCAGAACAACUGGCUGAGGACAGGCUGGAUCCCUCGAGAAGGAGCCAGGAGGAUCUACAUCGAGGUCAAGUUCACCCUGAGAGACUGCAACAGCAUGCCGGGGGUACUGGGCACCUGCAAGGAAACCUUCAACAUGUAUUACUAUGAGUCUGACCGAGCAGUGGGGUCGACCAUAAGAGAAAACCAGUUUAUUAAGAUUGACACCAUCGCUGCUGAUGAAAGUUUCACUGGGGUGGAUUUGGGAGUCCGUAGACUGAAACUCAAUACUGAGGUGCGUGGCGUGGGCCCCCUGAGCAGACGAGGGUUCUAUUUGGCUUUCCAGGACAUCGGCGCCUGCAUCGCUCUCACCUCGGUGCGGGUGUACUACAAACGCUGUGUGGGUGUCAGCCGUAACUUGGCAGUGUUCACUGACGUGGUGACAGGCGCCGACUCCUCCUCUUUAGUAGAGGUCAGGGGUCAGUGUUUGGAUCAUGCCGAGGAGAGGGACACACCCAAAAUGUACUGCAGUGCCGAGGGCGAGUGGCUGGUGCCCAUUGGGAGGUGUGUGUGCUCGGCUGGAUUUGAAGAGCACAGAGACUCCUGCGUAGCCUGUGAGGUGGGCUUCUAUAAGCCAGCAGCAGGAGAUGGACUAUGUGGUAAAUGUCCACAGCACAGCCACUCAGAGACCAGAGCUGCCCUCUCCUGCCCCUGCGACGCCAACUACUAUCGCACAGCAGAUGACCCGCCAGCAGCUUCGUGCAGCCGCCCCCCAUCUGCUCCAGUAAAUGUCAUUUCCUCCGUCAAUGGCACAUCUGUGAAUUUGGAGUGGGAUCGGCCCCUGGACACUGGAGGUCGCAGUGAUCUGUUUUAUAACGUCCUGUGUCAGAAAUGUUCCAGAGAAGGAGGCCCCUGUGAGGAUUGUACGUCCUUCCCAGGAGGCACCGGCGGAGGGAAAGGAGGUGGCGGGACAAGCGCUGGAAAUGUGGGAGGGGGGAUGGUGGAGCGAAUGGGUGUAGCAUCCGUCCGGUUCGUCCCGCACCAAACAAGACUAACAGAGCCGUGGGUGACGGUGCUGAACCUGGUGGCGCACACAAACUACUCCUUCCGUAUCUUGGCGAUUAAUGCAGUGACCCAACUGAGCAAUGAAGCGUCACCAUAUGCUGUCGUCAACAUAACAACAAACCAGGCAGCUCCUUCGGAAGUGUUAGUGAUCCGUCAAGAGAACACCAGUCAGAACAGCGUGACGCUGCUGUGGCACGAGCCAAACCAGCCCAACGGUGUAAUACUGGAGUAUGACAUUAAAUACUAUGAAAAGGAUAAUGAAGAGCAAAGUUACUCAACUCUGAAAUCCAAAAACACUAGUGCCCGAGUCUCAGGACUGAAGCCUGGUACCAAGUAUAUCUUCCAGGUCCGAGCCAGAACCUCAGCAGGCUGCGGUCGCUUCAGUCAGAAUGUGGAGAUUCAGACUGGGAAAGCAGCUCCCCUGCGCUACAACACCAUGACCAUCAUCUGGAUCUGUAUGGCCCUGGUGUCGGGCCUUAUCACCUUUCUGGCUGUCGUCAUCUGCAGGAAACGGCAAGGCUACACUUUACCACACUACCCAUCGCUGCUACACUGUGGAUACAGCAAAGCCUUCCAGGACUCCGAUGAGGAGAAGAUGCAUUACCAAAACGGUCACGUGUCAUUCCCCGACGCGAGGUUCUAUAUCGACCCGCACACAUACGAGGACCCCUGCCAGGCGGUCCACGAGUUUGCCAGAGAAAUUGAAGCUUCCAGGAUCAAAAUAGAGAAAAUCAUUGGCUCAGGCGAGUUUGGUGAAGUGUGCUAUGGACGGAUGAGACUGCCAGGAAAAAGGGACAUCCCGGUGGCGCUGAAGACUCUGAAAGCAGGAUACACUGACAAACAGAAGAGGGACUUCCUGGCUGAAGCUUCCAUCAUGGCCCAGUUUGACCACCCCAAUGUCAUCCGCCUGGAGGGAGUGGUGACUCAGAGCAAACCAGUGAUGAUCAUCACAGAGUACAUGGAGAACGGCUCUCUGGACGCCUUCCUCAGGAGACAUGAUGGUCAGUUCACUGUCAUCCAGCUGGUCGGGUUGCUGCGCGGCAUUGCGGCCGGUAUGACCUACCUGUCUGACCUGAGCUACAUCCACAGAGACCUGGCUGCCCGGAACAUCCUGGUCAACAGCAACCUCGUGUGUAAGGUGUCCGACUUCGGUCUGUCCCGGGUGCUGGAAGAUGACCCCGACGCCGCAUACACCACCAGUGGUGGGAAAAUCCCAAUUCGCUGGACAGCUCCAGAGGCCAUCGCUUUCCGAAAGUUCUCCUCCUCUAGUGACGUAUGGAGCUACGGGGUGGUCAUGUGGGAGGUGAUGUCCUAUGGGGAGCGGCCAUACUGGAACCUCACCAACAGAGAUGUGAUCAAAUCCGUGGAAGAGGGCUACAGGCUGCCAGCACCGAUGGGCUGUCCCGGUGCUCUGCACACGCUCAUGCUGGACUGCUGGCAGAAGGAUCGCAAUGAGAGACCGCGCUUUUGCCAGAUAGUAACUGUUCUUGACAAGCUAAUCCGCAACCCUGAGAACCUGAAGUCUAUGGACACGCUCUGCAGUUUAAACAGUCCUCCGCUGAUGGAGAGAACUGUCCCUGACUUCAGCAGCUGUAACUCAGUCAAUGAGUGGCUGGACACCAUAAAGAUGGGCCGCUACAAGGAUCACUUUGCAGCUGGGGGGUACCACACUCUGGCACACGUCAUAGGCAUGAACCAAGGGGACAUCCAGAGGCUUGGGGUGACGCUGAUGGGUCAUCAGAAGAAGAUCAUGACUAGCGUACAACUAAUGAGGGCACAGGCGCUGAACAAAAGUGUGCCAUCAGUGCACGUAUAACUCUAAGACUUUCUGCUGAAAUCUAGAAAGCCAGGCUUCCAUAAGGUCUAGAGGAACUCCAUGGGAAACACGAUGUUCAAAUAAAUAGGGGAUGAAGAUUUGUUGGAACUUGACAAGACUUUUUCUUUUCCUUGAGAGAUAAAAGAACAAAAUGAAACAGUUCUAAGCACAGGACAAGUAAACAUGAUUCCUUUGGGACAAGUCCAACAUUAAAUUUUUCCCCUCUCUGAUUACUGAAUUUAAAUGUUUGUUUAGAAAUCGAAAGACUGCCUUAAUUGCCACAACUUGUUUAAAUUUUAUUGUCUGCCAACAGAACAUAAUUUAUCUACCAUGAAUUUAUCUGAUUUACUGAAGUGGGCAAUGGCAAGAGUCUCUGGAGAGAAGGAGUGAAGCAGGUGGUGGGGACGUGGGUGUUUUCAAAUGUUUUGUUGACACUCGCUGCCUCUUCUGCAGGAACUGCUCAAGAAAAAUGUGGUCCAGAAUCAGAAAUGUGAGCGCUCACCUGAGUUGCCAGAUUGUCUCCAGAAUGAGAAGAUCUAUUUCACCCAAGCCUAUUAAUACCAACAACAGGCACAUUUCUGCACCACCAAACCGUGAUGAAUGACCCCAAGAGGGCCACAGAGCCUUCAGCCCAGGAUGAAGCAGAGCAGCGCACAACUACUGUUCUCGACAUACGUGUUGUGUUCAUUUUCAGUGCACUUUAUUCUGUGAGUUUUCUCUGUCCUGUAGGCUUUAAAUGUCUGGGUCGAUUGCUAAUAACACAUGAAUCAUAACAAUCUUUAAGAAAAAGCGAUAACUGUGAGUGCUUAUUAAUAGAUCAAAGUGGCUCAGUCUUCACGUUUACUCCAAGAUACAACUGGUCAGUAACCAGGAAAGCAUGUCAAAUACAAUUGCCAUAUUGUUGCAAAUAUAAGACAACCCAAAAUAUAAGAUUGCCUCACCCCUAU